UUGUAAUGAUAUUCAUACUCAGUUUCUAAGAUUUCGACAAUGUCUGAUUCUGUUUCAGCACUUGAAUCUCGCAAUUAGUUUAAAAGUGUUGUUUCAACGCCAGUAAUCAGCAGAUAAAUUUUGCUUACUAUCAAAUGGAUGACUGUGAUGUGUGGUCACUAAAAAAGCCUCCUCCUGAAAUCUUUACGAAUCAAUCAUCCCCAGAAAGUUUGUGAGCUGCGAAUUUUUAGAGGGGAUCUCUGUCGCUAGUAGGCGAGAGAUGCCCAAGUUCCCUGCAUUCUGAAGUUCAAUGGUCCCGCAGAGAAAAGACAGUUUAACUAGAAGAACUUUAAUCCGACGGAAUUCGAUGCCGCCCUUUAAGAAAAGAAGUUAAGACAUAAUGUUUAACGGGGAUUCCAGCAGCCCAUAGCGUUAUUUCCGAUGUUAGUUUUCUGACCACGGAGGGAAGGAAUCUUCAGCCGCUUAAACGUCCGCAAGUCUUGGGAUUCUUCUAACCCAGAACUGCUCUUCUCAUCUGUGAAUACCGAUCGUCACCGGUACAAAAUAUGCUGAAGCAUUGUGGCAGGGUGAUACUGGGUGUGGUAGGGGCGGCUGUCGUCAUGACGUUAAUAGCCGUCCCUACGGUGAUCUAUUUAAACGACAAAGGAGGUGCUGCCUGGAAGACCUUCACACUUGGUGACUACUUCAAUGACACAAUUAGGUAUAGGUCAUAUAAUCUGCGAUGGAUAUCAGACUACGAAUACCUUCAUAAAACAAGAGAAGGCGCCGUGAUCCUUCACAAUGUUGAAACAAGGAACACCUCUGAAUUUUUGACCAAAAAUACAUUUGCUCAAGUGGAUGCCUCUGACUACUUAUUGUCGGGCGAUCGGAAAUAUGUGUGCUUCGAGAGCAAUUACUCGAAGAUAUGGAGGCAUUCAUACACUGCUUCGUACUCUAUCUAUGACGUUGAAAGCGCGAGUUUCAUUACACCAUCACACAUCCCACAAACAGUACAUUAUUUAUCAUGGGGUCCAACUGGAAACAAACUGGCCUUUGUUUGGAAUUAUAAUGUUUAUUUGAAACUGAAUGCCACUGCAGAAGCUAUCCAAGUAACGACAAAUGGAAAAGAGAAUCAGAUCCUCAAUGGCAUGCCUGACUGGGUCUAUGAGGAGGAAAUGUUUGCAUCAAAUGAAGCUAUUUGGUGGUCACCAAGUGGAAAGUUUUUGGCUUACAUUCAGAUUAAUGACACAUUGGUCCACACAAUUGAAUAUUCCUGGUAUGGAUCAGGACAAUACCCCAAAACUGUCACUGUUCCAUAUCCUAAGGCUGGCUCAACAAUUCCUGUAGCAAAGCUGUUUGUUGUUGAUACAGAAAACACAUCGAUGAUCACAGAGAUUGUAGUUCCAACAUCAGUAGGGGAAAGUGACCACUACCUGUGUACAGUGAUCUGGGUUACAGAUGAACGUGUCGCGGUUCAGUGGCAGAAGAGGAAGCAGAACCACGUUCUCUUACAGAUCUAUGAUUUCGAUGGACACCAGUGGAAUGAGAUCACAAGCCAUGAGGAGAAGAGUGAAACAGGUUGGGUCGGACACUAUUCACCACUAUAUCCUUUCUUUGCUGCAGACAAGAUGAGUUUUUACAAAGUAAUGAGUGACUCAAACGGAUAUAAGCACAUCCAUUAUGUGAAAGAUGGUGUAGCGACGCCCAUCACCUCGGGAUCAUGGGAGGUGAUCUACAUUUCCAAGCUGACACCUGAUGCCAUAUACUAUGUAAGCAAUGAGUACCAUCAGCAUCCUGGACAGAGAAACCUCUACAAGAUCAGGAUUCUACAGGGAGGAAGCCAUUCCUCUCAGCUGUGCCUCACCUGUAACCUGCACGGAGACAGGUGUCAGUACAGCUCAGCCUAUUUCAGCAGAAACGCCAGCUACUUCCGAAUGGACUGCUAUGGGCCUGGAUUUCCUUUGUACACACUUAGGGACAAUAGAGGCUCUGGCUCAGAGAUCCAGAUUCUUGAGGACAACCAAAAGCUGCAAAACAUUCUGGCAGAAUUCCACAUGCCAACUAUGCGUCGUGGCACCAUCAAGCUGGAGGGACUUGACCUCUGGUAUCAGAUGAUGUUACCUCCUCAGUUUGAUGAAUCAAAAAAAUACCCACUUCUAAUUGACGUAUAUGCCGGGCCCUGUAGCCAAAAGGUGGAUUAUCGCUUCAGGCUGAACUGGGCCACAUACCUCGCCAGCACAGAGAAGGUUAUUGUCGCCAGCUUGGAUGGAAGGGGAAGUGGUUACCAAGGUGAUAAGAUAAUGCACGCACUCUAUCGACGCCUGGGAACAUAUGAGGUGGAAGAUCAGAUAUCAGCUGUAAGAAAAUUCAUCGACAUGGGCUUUGUUGACAAGAAAAGAAUAGCUAUUUGGGGUUGGUCCUAUGGCGGUUAUGUUACAUCCAUGGCCCUGGGUGCCGGGACUGGACUUUUCAAGUGUGGAAUAGCAGUUGCCCCUGUAGCUAAGUGGGAAUAUUAUGAUGCUGUCUACACUGAACGCUAUAUGGGCAAACCUGUGGAUAAUGCAGAAUCAUACAUUAAUUCCACUGUUACUAGUAGAGCCAAGAAUUUCAGAUCUGUGGAAUAUCUUCUGGUUCAUGGAACAGCAGAUGAUAAUGUCCAUUUCCAGCAAGCUGCACAGAUUUCCAAAGCUCUUGUUGAAGAGCAAGUGGACUUUGAAGCAAUGUGGUACGCAGACAAGGACCAUGGCCUGGGGGGGGCAGCCUUCCACCAUGUCUUUACCCACAUGAGCCACUUCCUCCAGAAGUGCUUCGCCAAAACUGAAUAGAACCGCAUCCAGACCACCCCUGAAAUCCACUGCCAUCCUGAUCAAUCGAUGCUCUUC
Megalops cyprinoides (Indo-Pacific tarpon) is the source of this 2861-nucleotide messenger RNA. Its product is annotated as fibroblast activation protein, alpha. Gene Ontology annotation, molecular function: dipeptidyl-peptidase activity; serine-type endopeptidase activity. The transcript is spliced from 26 exons. Lineage: Eukaryota; Metazoa; Chordata; Actinopteri; Elopiformes; Megalopidae. Gene Ontology annotation, biological process: proteolysis. The coding region runs from base 546 to 2804 and encodes 752 amino acids. The record is from RefSeq and is a predicted model, not a curated record.